AAGUGCCUACAUAGACAUCAUCUGUGUGUGGGCAUCACAGGCACGCGCAGCAUUUCUGUGCGGGAACGCGCUCCUGAUGCCCACAGAGUUGCCGCGUGAACUCGUGAACAGCAGAAACUUAUUUUCUAGAUGUCAUUUGAAGAGUUGCUGUCGACCUGACGGAUGUUUGCCGGUUGUUUAACGGAGUGUGCUCGUCGGUCAUUCUAACGGAUCCGUUACCGAAGCUCCGGGAGCGAUGAUCGGGAAGGAGCGGGGCUCUCCGGCAUCCAAGCCGCCUCCGGGCGCCUCACCUGCGGCUGCAGGACUCAGCGCGACCCGCGGGAGAUUUUCCAGAGCCAGGAGGAAACACAGCAAUGGAUCCGUCCAGUCGAGCUCCUCCAGUGGUACGGGUCAGUCAGUGGAGAGCAUCGGGACCCGUCAGCCAUCCAGAAUGCGGAUCCGGCGGCAGCAGCAGCGUCUGUCUGCGGUGUUCAGUCGAGGAGAAACAAACGCAGAUGCGGCGGCGGUGCCUGACGAUCCCUCUGAACUCUCCAAUCACAUCACGGCUCCGGGGAUUCUGAAGAUCUUUGGCACUGAGAUUUGCGAAGGAGCCAAUUAUAAGAGUGUGUUGGCGACCACACACUCCAGCGCCAGAGAACUGGUGAAAGAGGCACUGGCCAGGUAUUCAGUGAGUAAAGCAGACGCGGGUGAGUAUGUGCUGUGCGAUGUGAUUGGCUGCGUGGUGAACCACAGCUGGAGGACGGAGUGUGUUCGCGCGCUCGGAGAAAAUGAGAAACCGCUCCUGCUGCAGUCGCUCUGGAAACCCAGAGAAGGAUUCGCUCGCCGGUUCGAGAUCCAGCGCAAGGCCACGCUGGAGGAACAAAACUCCAGAGACGAGGACACGCUGACCGCUGGUAUAAACGCUCAGGCGCGGAAGCUGCAGAAGACUCGCUCCAGAGGGAAAUCAGUGUGUGUGAGAGACAACGACACACUCAGUCUGUUCAAGAGUCUGAGCGAGACAGACCUGAACUCCUGCACACACACCUGCACAAACCACACACACACUCCAGAGGCUGAAAGCCUGAACACCUGCACACACACCAGUACAAAUCACACUCGCAUUCCAGACACUCAGUGUGCAGACGGAGAGAGAGAAGAGACGGAGAGCAGCGACGACAACUGCACACAGUACUGCAUUCACCCACCGACACACUGCCCAUACCUGCUGCUGCUGCAGGGAUACAGCCACAGACAGGAUCUGCUCCUGUAUGCUCUGGUCAGCAGCUGCACGGUGUUCGGUCAUCAUGUGAAUCUCUCUGACACUGAAAGCGAUGUGAACGCUGUGUGUCUGUGGGAUCCAGAUCUGCUGGAGCGUCACUGCUGCAUCCGGCGAAAGGACAUCAACACUGGACCCAGUCUUCUGAAGCCUCUGAGUGGAGCCGCCGUGCAGAGAAACGGAGCCGCAGUGCAGGACGAGGUGGAGCUGCGGUCCGGAGACUUCAUCUCCAUCGGGGAGCAUUACCUGCUCAUGUUUAAGGACCCGACAGCUCCUGGCGCACCGCUCACGACACACACUCGUCCCGUCCUCCAGCAGGUGUGUGUGGAGUGUGUGUGUCCGCGAGCGUUCAGAAACCUGCAGGGUGAGGAUCUGGAGCUGGUGUAUGAUCUGCAGCAUGAACACACACUUCUGGAGGAGAUCUUCAGGCUGGCGGAGGAGCUGCACACACACGCACACGCGCACACACACAAGCUGAGCGUGGCGUUCCUGCUGUGUGUGUGUGUGCAGCGCUCCGUCAUGCACUUCUCCACGGCGGACCUGCGGCGGCUGCUGCUGCGAGUGGCAGAACGCAUACAGACCAGCGUCUGGGAAAAGGCGAAGGAACUUGCAGCUUUACAGCCUGAAAAUGACCGUGAGCUGCUGGUGGCUCUGGAAGCGAUGCUCUUCUGGAUGUCUAGCUCUCUGCAGCUCCUGUAUUUCGUUCAGCAGGAGGUCCCGCGGCUCCAGAAACAGAAGCAGCCCUUCAUCACAGCUCAUUCAGACGCAGUGGAGCUGCACUUGGCCAUUGAGGAGACGCUGAGCGUUCUGGAGGAGGUGUUCAUGUUCUCCUUCCAGCAGUGCGUCUACUACAUCACUAAGGUCCUGUACACACUCCUGCCGGCCGUUCUGGACAGUCAUGCGUUCUCUGCGAGCGAGUGUGUGUCGGUGCAGCGGGUGCUGGAGGUGUUGAUGCAGACGCUGCAGACACUCAGAGAACAUCACCUUCAUCCAGACGUCAGAUCACAGCUCUUUUCAUACCUGUUCUACUUCAGCAACACACUGCUGUUCAACCUGCUGAUGGAGAGAGGCUCAGGAGGAGGCUUCUUCUGCUGGUCUCGUGGUGUUCAGAUCCGGGCAAAUCUGGAUCUGCUGCUGGACUGGACUGAAGCUUCUGGACUCUCAGAUCUGGCUCAACAUUUCCUGCUCAAACUCUCGUCAGCUGUCAAUCUGCUGGCCACGCCCAGAGAAACCCUGCUGCAGAUGUCGUGGUCUGCUCUGCGUCUGGAGUAUCCAGCACUGAACGCCGCUCAGCUCCAUCAUCUCCUGAGUCAGUAUGAGCCUCAGCGGCGCUGCAAACACACCUGCUGCUGGACACCACCCACUGACACAGAGAGCUGCGCCGCACACACCACCGCGGACCUGCUGGAGUGUUUUGAUGCUCCUCCUCCUCUGGUUCUGCCCGGCGACGGCUUCCCCCUGCAGUUAAACAGAGCCGUGACAGAUCUCAGCCUGAUCCAGAGUCUGCAGCUGCUCCAGAAGCGGAUCCAGAACAUCACUGAUCCAGAGUCAGCCACUGCGCACACACACACGCCUCCGCAUGUCUCUGCCGUGGUGAUGGAGGCCAAGCGCACUAAACUAAAGGUUCCUCCUAAAGCUCGUCUGGAGCCGUCGGGUCACUCAGAGCUGCAGUUUCCUCCUGAUCUGGACUCCUGUGGAGAUCUUUUAUCCCAGACUCUUCAGAAUCUGGAGCUUCAGGAUGAAGAUGGUUCUGUUGCAGCGCUGGACUCGUCCUGUUUGCUGACGCCACCGAACACCCCGAGACAAACUGAAGACGAUGCAGAGCAGAGUGAGUGUAAUGAAGCUGCUGUUGGAGAUGAUGAAGAUGAAGAUGUGUUUGUGCUGGAGUUACAGAGAGCGGCGUGUGGUUUGGGUCUGCUGCUGGUGGACGGAGAGGAAACAGCAGGACUGGGCGUCAGUGGGAUCUUCAUUAAAUCAAUUCUUCCAGAUUCUCCUGCUGCGUUAUCAGAGCGUCUGAAAUCUGGCGACCGCAUCCUCGCAGUCAAUGGAAAGAGUCUAUCCGGAGUCGAUUAUCAGACAGGAAUGGAUCUGAUUCAGACGUCAGGAGAACGCCCGCGGCUGCUGGUUUCCAGAUCUUACCGCACUAUAAGAGAAACACCAGCAAACUCUCUGUGUGAUCUGGGAGACUGACUACACUACAACAAUAUCUGUCAAUGUUUCCACUUUCGUCCAAAGUAUUUUUUAACUAUUUACAGUUAAUAGUUGUUGGAAACAAGAUCUCCCAUAAUGCAAAUCAAAACCAUAAAUAAAUGUGAGAGCUUCUAAUGUAAGGAUAUGUUUUACAGUGUAAAUAACUACAACAAAUUAGCUCUAACAUGUGCCUUUUCCCCAUUUUAUUGCUAUUUUAAUUCUGUUAUCUUUGCAUUUUUUAUUGAAGAUGAAUGGAAAUGAGUGGAAAAAUUAAUGUAUAUGUUUUUAUUGCAUAAUGUAUGAAAUAAAUGUGUGUCUGCUUAACUAAAACAAAUAUAGCAAAAAUAAAACAAGUCUUAUAAUAUUUGAGUGCUACUUAAAAAUGUAAAAUUUAUUUUUGUUAAAUUUGUUCAGUAAUUUGAGU
Messenger RNA from Danio rerio (zebrafish), 3869 nucleotides. Lineage: Eukaryota; Metazoa; Chordata; Actinopteri; Cypriniformes; Danionidae. The record is from RefSeq and is a predicted model, not a curated record.